AUGGUCCAGAUCGACAUCUUCUUCUCGCAUCUGCCGCCGGUGACGCGGUUUUACCUCUUUGCCUCCACGGCGUUGAUGCUGCUUUGCACGCUGGAGGUCAUUUCGCCGUUUUCGUUGUACAUCAACUACAAUCUCGUCUUCCACGGUCAGCUCUGGCGACUCGUCUCCUGCUUCCUCUUCUUCGGCACAUUCUCUCUCCACUUUUUCUGGAAUGUCUACGUCCUCAUCUUCUACUGCGCCACGCUCGAAGACCAUCAGAAGAGCGGAACUUUCCUCUGGUUGCUCAUCACCACUGGAUCGCUCCUCCUUGCUUUGUCGUAUUUGUUUGGGGUCAGUUCGUAUUUCUUUAGCGGGUCGAUGAUCAACGUGAUGACGUAUAUCUGGGGUCGGCGGAAUCCAAACACGCGGCUGUCGGUUUUCUUCAUUUCGGUGAGUGCGCCGUAUCUGCCCUUUGUCCUCGCGCUGAUGUCGGUCUUUGUCGGCUGGAACAUGGCAGAUCACGUGAUCGGCAUCCUCGUGGGGCACAUUUACUACUUUUUCGAAGACAUCUACCCGCUGCUUCCAACUAGCAAAGGCCGGCGCCUCUUCCGCACGCCGCGCCUCCUCCUCUGGCUCUUCAAGGAGAGCGCGGACUGA
Messenger RNA from Besnoitia besnoiti, 636 nucleotides. RefSeq names its product Der1 family protein. The transcript has 2 exons. The record is from RefSeq and is a predicted model, not a curated record. Gene Ontology annotation, molecular function: misfolded protein binding; ubiquitin-specific protease binding. Gene Ontology annotation, cellular component: Hrd1p ubiquitin ligase ERAD-L complex; endoplasmic reticulum membrane. Bases 1 to 636 code for a protein of 211 amino acids. Gene Ontology annotation, biological process: endoplasmic reticulum unfolded protein response. Lineage: Eukaryota; Apicomplexa; Conoidasida; Eucoccidiorida; Sarcocystidae.